Molecule: messenger RNA, 562 nt
Organism: Lindgomyces ingoldianus
Lineage: Eukaryota; Fungi; Ascomycota; Dothideomycetes; Pleosporales; Lindgomycetaceae
Exons: 4
Coding region: 214-465 (83 amino acids)
Source: RefSeq, a predicted model, not a curated record
ACCUCACACCUCACACCUUAUUAAGCUGCUUGGCAGACAUCGCAGUAUAUAAACAAGGCUGUAUUCCCUCUCUAAUGAACUAAUAUUCUGUGCUUUACAUCUUAGCACUUAAGCUCUAAAAGACACGUAGACAAUUAACUUAUUAAAUUACCCUUUACACACUUAGCCUGCCUAAAACAGCCUACUCUUUAUAUCCCCAAGCCCUUAUUUAGUAUGUCGCACAACACCCUCAGUAACGGCGAGUGGCUGCUCUUCAAGAUGCAGGGCGAUGGGAAGAUCGCCGUAUACUGGGGCGGCCAGUGCCGGUUCCAGAACACGGCCGUGCAGCGCCCCAACAUUAAGGGCAUUAAGAUGCAGGAGGACAGUAACCUAUGCAUGUAUACCGGCUCUACCGGCAACAGCCCCGUCAUCUGUGCCGUGCAGAAUGAUAUUAACGUUGUUCUUUACAAGGGCACACUAAUCUAGGCUAGCAAGACCUAGAAGUAGACUUCUACUAGAAGAUAGACGCUAGAAUUUUAAUUAUUAAAGUUAGAGAUUUAUAAAGCUAGGUAUAAGAAGAUAA